Molecule: messenger RNA, 876 nt
Organism: Rodentolepis nana
Lineage: Eukaryota; Metazoa; Platyhelminthes; Cestoda; Cyclophyllidea; Hymenolepididae
Source: the annotation of a GenBank genome assembly
AUGCUUUAUGAAAAAAGAAUUGCGCCUGAUAAUUGGGUUCCUCCUGACUUUUUAACUCGUCUCCAGAAAAAUGUAAAUCUACGAACGUUUGAUAUUUCUACUCUUAUAAUUUAUUCGGGAUUGAUUUUUCAACACCUAUGCAGUAUUUGUCUCUUUGUAACGUCAUACAUUUUUCUUCUGUGGAAAUGGAUUACCCCAUUCCAAAUACAAAUAGCCCUUUUAACAGCAACAUGUUUUGGUGCUGCUUUAUGGUUUUUCGCUGUCUUAAAGCCUGAUGAGCAGUCUUUCACUGCAACAUUGAACCCUCUGAGAUCAGGCUUUAUAAUUUUGGUAUUCAGUUCAUCUUUAGCGCCUGUUUUGCAUUCUCUGUUGGGCACCGUUUCUACCGACACCAUUCAUGCAAUGACUUUCGUAUUUCUCCUUCUCAACUUUAUUUCUCUGCCCUAUGCUAACGGAAUGCGUGUCUGUCGCGUUGACGGCACAUCAGAUUCAAAUACUGUUUCCGUGGCAACCGGAUUCUUGGCGUCCCUCUGCAUGUCUAGUCGAUUAGCGGGACCAAAAGAGACCCUUCUUUUAAUCAUAUUCGCCACCUUGAAUUUCGCUACUUGGUCAACUAUUAGACAUCAAAUUCAGGCUCGAAGAGGUCCGGUGGUUCGACUCUCUUUUACUAUUGGAAUGGGUUUGAUUGCAACACUGGGUCUUCUUCCAUUCUUCUAUUAUGGCGAAAUUGAUUAUAUUUACAAAAGACUACUCGCUGGCUCGAUCCUUUUGUCUACUAUUCUUAUCAAUUUUGGAUUCCCUUUUCUCUUUUACAAGAUGCAGUCUACUAAAGCGAAUAUUAAUGGUCCAUGGGAUGAAGCGAUUAUUCAACAUUGA